AUGAACGGAUGUCCUCGACCAGCGCCGUCUCUUGGAACUAUAACAACUGGUGCCGUGACCAUGAUCCGGAUGAAGGUCCCACGUCCAGGAGCCUUCGAAGGUGGAGGUCCGUGGACGUUUUUGCAAGAUUUCGAGGACGUCGCGGAGAGGCCCUUAGAAGAUGCAGUGGGCCGCCACGAAGAACGCCCUAGUCGCGGGUUUCGACACCCCGGCCGACCGCCAGAAGGCGUGCGGAGCUUCAGGACGACGCAGCUUGGAGUUGGUAUGGACUCCCUGUAG
Messenger RNA from Echinostoma caproni, 279 nucleotides. The record is from the annotation of a GenBank genome assembly. NCBI's taxonomy places the organism in Eukaryota, Metazoa, Platyhelminthes, Trematoda, Plagiorchiida, Echinostomatidae.